Spea bombifrons (plains spadefoot toad) is the source of this 3914-nucleotide messenger RNA. It is a transcript of the gene LIMA1, whose product is annotated as LIM domain and actin binding 1. Gene Ontology annotation, biological process: actin filament bundle assembly. Bases 147 to 2366 code for a protein of 739 amino acids. The record is from RefSeq and is a predicted model, not a curated record. Gene Ontology annotation, cellular component: plasma membrane; actin cytoskeleton. Gene Ontology annotation, molecular function: actin filament binding. Lineage: Eukaryota; Metazoa; Chordata; Amphibia; Anura; Pelobatidae. The transcript is spliced from 11 exons.
UGUGGGAGGAGCUUACAGGUGCAGGCUGUGUGGCUGCGGCAGGUGCGGGGGCGACAGUGAUAGUUCAGCGCCGACUCACAGCGGGGGCUUACGGCAAAUCAUUAAGCGGACACCGGGACAGACAGACUGCAGAGCCGAUCUUAAGGAUGGACUCUUCUCGUUUCAAAAGAGGACAGUGGGCUUCCCAGUCUGUCAGAGUCACAGCGAGAGAGCUGUCCCUCGUGAAGCCGAAGAAUGCUGCCAUUAUGGAACGUUUCUCCAAGUAUCAGAAGGCUGCCGAGGAGGCAAAUUUAGACAAGAAAAAGACCAACACAGAAAAUCUACCCCCAACAUAUAACCGGGGGUCCUUGACUGUAUUAAGGAAGAAGUGGGAGGUUCCGGGGACAGCGGCGCGGACAGAACCUAUACAGACCGGAGCGCCUCUGCAGAAACAGAAGGUCAGCAGUCCUCACGUGGAAUCGGUGACUGCCGAUCAUCCCGAAGUCAGCACCGCCGGCAAGGUCCGUUCACCGGUCAGGGAACAAAGCCGUUUCCGCUACCCCAGUGCCACGGAGCUCACUUCUCACUACGCCGAGGAUCACAACAUGGAGCCAAAUCUCGAGCCGGUAAAUUCCGAAGUCCCCGAGCCUUCUCCCAAAAUUGAGAAGUUUAAUGUUCCGCUGAACAGCCUGAAGAUGAUGUUUGAAAAGGGUGAAGCUGCCAACGCGAAGCAUCCUCAGCGGGAGCCCGGGAAGAUCAAUGUGGGGAGAAUUUCAGAAAACCGCUUCUCCAGCGAGGACGCCGAUUCUUCUUUCACCGAGAAGAGUUAUUCGGCUUGCAGCUCUCCCGACAGCAGUCCUAGUAAGCUCACGUCUCAGAAAAGCCUGGAGAUUGCUCAUGUUCUGGAGACCACUUCCCUGAAGGACAGAAUGGCUAAAUACCAGGCAGCGCUGAUCAAGCAGACAAAGCCCACCUCACCUUCGCAGAAUGAUGUGAAAGCCGUUUGGAAUGAUGUGAGAAAUCAAAACUCCGAGCAAAAGGAGAACGUCCCUCCUAGCCCUCCACGCGCAGGCUUGGCGUUUGAGCAUGAAAAGAGCGCCAACAUCGAGAACAGUGCAGUUUUAUCCAGAAACCAUUCAGAAAUUAAUGGUCAACAUGAGGAAGAGAUACAGAGACCAAACAGCUCUCCUGGGCUCAGCCCCCAAGUAAGGGCAUUGAACCAGCUGGAGAGCACCCCUUCCAAAACUGCAAAGAAGUUUCAGCUUCCUGCCCGAGAGAUCUGCUUUGGUUGUCAGAAGACGGUAUAUCCCAUGGAACGCUUUCUUGCUAAUCAACAGGUCUAUCAUAACAGCUGCUUCCGCUGUUCCCACUGCUCCACCAAACUCAGUCUUGGAAAUUACGCCUCUUUGCAUGGAAUUGUAUAUUGCAAGCCUCACUUCAACCAGCUCUUCAAGGCCAAGGGAAACUACGACGAAGGUUUCGGUCUGAAACCACACAAAGAACUUUGGGUGAGUAAAACAGAUACCAGUGACAAUGAAGAGAACUCUGUCCCGCCUGCUAACACCACUGGAGACCCCAGUAGCCCCGUUGUAGAAGAAGCUCCGAUUGCAAAAGUUGGUGUUUUGGCAGCAUCUAUGGAAGCCAAAACCGCUAGUAUUGCCCAUGAGCGUGAAAAGCAAGUGGAAACCAAAAAGCUAAGAAUUGCCUGGCCUCCUCCCCCUGAAUCCACAGGUGCUGGAGGCACGCUGGAAGAGAAUAUUAAAGUUUUUAAACCAAAGUGGCCACCUAGUGAUGACAUUCAAAAAACUGAGUCUGAGGAAGACGCUGACUUGAAGAAACUAAGAAGGACCGCUUCACUAAAAGAGCGCAUUCGUCCGUUUACAUUAUCUGUGGCAAAGCCACUGGAUAACCAAAGCCAGAAGGAAACGGAUAAUGUUUCUGUGCCAUCUCCAGGAUUGAAAAGGGCUAAUUCCUUUAAACUCAGGGACAGGUGGAUAAGGGAACCAGAGGAAAAGAAAAAUACGGAAGACGAGAAGCAGAGUUUACAGCAUACAAGUGAAAGCGACGCUGCGUCUAGGGAAGCUGAAGCCAAGGAAGACGUUUCCCCAAAUGAAGAAGAGCAGAGCUCCUUCUCCUUAGAAAAUGGUGACAGUUCUGAAGUGGAGGUUGUUGAUCAGCAUCUCUCUCCAGAGGCGUCACCCCAGUCAAACCACUCAAGUCUGGAAGAUCUCGUCCUGCCUAAAGAAACGUCCCCGACGGAGAAUCGCAGGUCCCAAGACAUUGGUUAUUGGGAGGGAGAAGAAGUGGAAGAGCUUUCCGUGGAAGAACAAAUUAAGAGAAAUAGAUGCUAUGAUGAUGAUGAUGAAGAUGAAGAUGAGGACGACUAAUUUUACGUAUUACUUUUAUGCUGUUCGGGGCUCUGCCUUACGUUUCUUAUAAAGGUGAUCCCUUAAUCUUGUAAAGUUAAUCUUUUUAAGCCUUUGUUCCUGGAAACUUUUUUUUUUUUUCUUAAAAUAUUUUGAAACCUUUUUUUUUCCCUUGGCAAAAAUUUGAUGGAAAAUUGUGCAAAGGAUUUAAAUAUUUCACUACAAAUCUGACUUUUUUUGGAAUACUUUUUUCUUCUUCAAAGGCAAAGAGUCUCUCUGGACAAACCGCGGGUAAAGCUAAGGGGCAUCCUGGAUGUGAGAGAAAGUGUUUGUUGGUAAAGCACUUUUUGUAUUUAAGAUUUUCUACAAUGUUUUGAAGGUAAAAGAUGCUGUGGUCUGUUCAUUGUAUUAAUGUGUUUGAAUCUGGUGAAUGCUUUGUAACUGGAACGCCUCAUGGUGGGGCUGCCAGGUGUUUUUCAAUGUGCAGACAUCUUUCUUUUCAGAAAAUGUUUAAUCAAAUCCUUUAUGCUAGACCCCUGCUUUCGGGGACCUAUAUCCAUAUUUAAUCACUGUAUGUUUGAACAAACAGAGAACAUUGGAUAAAAAAGAUUCCCGAUAUUUUUAAUAGCAAGAAAACUCUUCGUUCAACCCGCAAUAGGUUGCACAAUAGAGUCGGGUUUAAUGCAAAUUGUUCGGGGUCAACGUAAUAUAAAAGUAUAUUAACUGGAAAACCGAGAACCUUUAGAUUUAGUUAUGCUAGUCACCAGCCCUCAGUGGGUCAAGUGCAAUGUAAAGUUCCUUUAUUAUACUUUACUAUAACCUAAAACAGGAUUAAAUAAAAGAAAAGGUAACUGGAAUUAAGUAAACCAGGGUGAACGCAUUAUACGUAACACAAUUUUGCACUGGAAGAGUUUGAGACGAUACAGACCUCUAAGCCGAGGGUAGUCAGAUGCGAUCCCGCGGUGUUUGGGUUAAACUGCCGUCGUCCCGCGGAAGCCCGUAGCACAGCUGGUGCUGCCCAACUUCAACUGCCGCUACUUUCUGGGGCUUUUACUUCCACAGCGUUUGGAAAUCUUCCUGGUGGCGUUUCCUUCUCGCAUGCGUUUGUAGUUCAGAAAGUACCAGAGCGCAGAAGCCCCUGAGCUUAAACUAUGCAAUAUUUAAAGAGACGUCCUAAACAUUCCUCGUCUGCUGCUCGAUAACGCGUCUGAUUGUUAUUCAGGAUAUUCCAACAUUAUUUUUUAUAUAUAUUUACUGGAUACUUACAUUGUUAAAUGAUGGAGAACAAGCACACAUGAUGAUUUUUCAAUGGUUAUUUUACAGAUGCUCAUAUUAAACACUAAUACAGAUAAUUCUAGUAAGGUACAUAGGAAGUUCAUGAUUUUAGUAGGAAUUCUUUUUUUAUAUAAAAAUAUUUUACACAUUAAAAUACUGAAGGCUGUUAUGAAUUCUGUUUGAGAUGCAUCUUGUUUUUCUGAUUUGCUGAUAUUGAGCUGGUACUGUAUUUUAUAAAGGUGUAAUAUAUUUUGCUUUCCAACCAAUCUGAAAAUAAAGACAUUUUAUUCGCAA